AUGGGGAUCUACAAGUGCUUCAACUGCCCGUACGACGGCGGCGCCUUUGACUGCAAGGAAGCGGGAAGUUACCGCCCAUACGUCGCUCUCCAAGAUCGCGCAUCUACCCACAUUCUCGGCGUGUUCGAGGGGUACGACAAGAAUUUCCAGCAUCUACACGCCUCGAUUCGCGACGGAAUGGCGGCGAUGACCAAGGCGGGGGCCGACAAAUUGAAGGAGAUCAACGACAAGGGCCACUACGACGAGGGCAAAGCGGUGGCGGAUGAGAUGACGGCACUCUCCGCCGAUUUCGAGAAGCAAUGCGAGGAGUACAUGCCCGUCGCCCGCAAGUUCAACGACCACCUCAUCAGCUACAAGGAGCGCAUCGAGAAGAAAGAA
Mesorhabditis spiculigera is the source of this 378-nucleotide messenger RNA. The record is from the annotation of a GenBank genome assembly. NCBI's taxonomy places the organism in Eukaryota, Metazoa, Nematoda, Chromadorea, Rhabditida, Rhabditidae.